UCAACUAGCGUGCUGUAAGAAAUGUAGUUGAAUGCAAAUGUAAAAGGUUACAAGUGACCUAUAGAUUGUACAUUAACGUAAAGAAGCCGUAAAGAUGCAGCGAGCGCAGCUGAUGGCUACACACACUGAAACCAAAAGCGUUAUGAUGUAAAUGGUGUGUUUGUUCAGAUAAAUCAUGUGGAGAAGAUCUCUGAUGCUCAGAUGCUUUGGCUGCAGAAGUGUUGGACCGAAGGGACUCUUGGGCUCCUCUGCAGUGCGAGCCUGCAGCGCUCCAGCUGUACCUGCAGCCAGGAUCACAGCACUUCAGGCGGUGGAUUUAUGGAAGGAACACUUUGUGGAGAGAGGCGUGACAGAGCCGGAUCACUCUGCUCAAUACAUCAUCGCUUAUCUGCUUGGAGCAAAAACUAUAGAAAGUCUUGAGAAGGAGAAGUUGGCAGAGUUUCUCAGCCCAGAAAAAACAGAGCAGAUGUGGAAGCUUUGCUCUAGACGCCUCUCCAGGAUGCCUGUGCAGUAUGUGAUUGAGGAGUGGGACUUCAGAGAUCUGACCCUGAAGAUGAGACCUCCUGUCUUCAUACCAAGACCUGAAACUGAGGAGUUGGUUGAACUCGUGCUCACUGAUCUCGAGGUCGGGACUGGAGUCGCUGCAGACGCCCAGCACACAUUGUUGGAAGUUGGAUGUGGCUCUGGUGCCAUUUCCCUCAGUCUGCUGAAGAGUCUGCCUCAGUUUCGAGCUGUCGCUGUGGAUCAAAGCCAGGAUGCUGUAGAUUUAACAAGAGAGAACGCAUUCAGGUUGGGGCUGCAGGACAGAUUACAGGUUCAUCGUUUAGAUGUAAUGAAGGAUGCAGAAACUGUGUUGAGCCUCUGUAACCACGUCUCAGCUUUGGUCAGUAACCCUCCGUACCUGUACUCAGAGGAUAUGACCACGUUGGAACCUGAAAUAUUUCGGUUUGAAGACCACGCUGCGUUAGAUGGAGGUAAAGACGGCCUAAAAGUGAUCAAACAGAUUUUGACUCUGGCUCCACAGAUCCUAUCGAAUCAUGGCUGUGUUUACUUGGAGGUGGACCCCCGACACCCCCCGCUCAUUCAGCGGUGGGUGGAGGUGAAUGUGGAGGAGAUGCAUUAUGUGGAGACACGGCACGACAUCACCGGCAGGCCGCGAUUCUGCAUCCUUCGUAAAGAGAAGUCAAACAGGGACCACAAGCUGGAUCUGGAUUGAGAAACUGAGAUCCUAUUACGCUGGCUUUAGCCCAGGUCGCCACAGACUCAGCUCCCCUACCCCCACUGAGCCGCCCGGACACACACUCACACCCAUUUGAUCACUCAGAAUCCACAAUGUGCACAAGCUUCGAAUCAUUUUUAUGGCACUGGUUGCACUUUUAAUCUGAUUACAUUUGUGAUCACAUCCUGUUCCGCGAUAAAUAAAAUAAAAAAUAAGUGUGCGAGAUGGCACAAAAGCAGGCUCAAAGCUGAAGGUAAUUACUGAGGCUUUUCUUAGAACCCUCCCUCUCUCUCAGAAUCUCUCCCUCCUCCCAGGAAGCAUUCAGUAGUUCUGUGAAUCUGCUGAUGAACGGUCCUCCCCUUCGCUCAUUCACUUGCUGACUCAGAUACAGGCUGUACGCAUUGUUGAGCAAAAACACACACACGCGCACACACACACACACACACAAUGCGGCCUUUACUUCUUCAUGCAGUCUGCGUCCCACACACACUUUCAGGACAAAGGCCACACAGGCUUUGUGUUUCAAAGGUGAUUUGAAGCCGAAAAUAUUUCAUAACAAGUGUCACAAGAGCAAGUCGUCAUGUGGUGGUUAAAAAUAAUGACCAUGAUGAGAGUUAUUUCUCCUUUCCUUGGUGAGUAAUACUGGCAUUUUUAGGAGAAAAUGAUUGAGAGAAAAGCAAGUAAAAGAGUCCAGUUGUUUUUU
This is a messenger RNA of Centropristis striata (black sea bass), 1922 nucleotides long. RefSeq names its product HemK methyltransferase family member 1 (gene hemk1). Gene Ontology annotation, cellular component: mitochondrion. NCBI's taxonomy places the organism in Eukaryota, Metazoa, Chordata, Actinopteri, Perciformes, Serranidae. Bases 176 to 1216 code for a protein of 346 amino acids. The transcript has 11 exons. Gene Ontology annotation, molecular function: nucleic acid binding; protein methyltransferase activity. Gene Ontology annotation, biological process: protein methylation. The record is from RefSeq and is a predicted model, not a curated record.